Vicia villosa (hairy vetch) is the source of this 340-nucleotide messenger RNA. Its product is annotated as signaling peptide TAXIMIN 1-like. NCBI's taxonomy places the organism in Eukaryota, Viridiplantae, Streptophyta, Magnoliopsida, Fabales, Fabaceae. The record is from RefSeq and is a predicted model, not a curated record. The transcript has 2 exons. Bases 1 to 243 code for a protein of 80 amino acids.
AUGUGUUGCUGCUGUGAUGAAGAUUGCAAAUACAGGCCACUUGGGUUUCUCUUAGGUCUGCCUUUCGCUUUCUUGUCUCUCAUAAUCUCCCUUGUUAGUUUGAUUGUUUGGAUUGUUGGGUUGGCUUUGACAUGCAUAUGUCCAUGCUGCCUUUGCGUGACUCUCCUAGUUGAGUUUGCUCUGGUGCUCAUCGAGGCUCCAAUUUUGGUUAUGGAGUGGUUCAUCUCCAAGAUUCCAUGUUAGAGAUAUUUGUAUUUUUAAGAGUUUGAAUUUGUGGUGCUAAUUUAGUACUAUUCUAGGGUUGAUUUUACCUUUUAACUCCAUUUAUGUAUUAGUUUUG